CUUUCUCUUCUCCUAAUUUUAAACUAGCAAAUUUCAAGCCUCGAACUUUUUUUUUAAUCCCGUGAUAUAUAUCUCGCACGUUACCUUCGCUAUUAAUCAGCGCAAGGGCUUUUUUUAAUCUCGUAUAGGUUGAAUUUCUAAGUGGUGGUUUUGGUUUCUGCUCAAUCAAUGGACCGAAGAUCGUUGGUUCGUGUUGGAUCAUUGUUUCUCCUUUUGUUUACGGCUUUGCCAUCUUCGAGGGCUUUGAUUUCGUCUCCUGAAGCCAAUCCUCCCUACCCUAAAGCCAUCUCUGAUUUGAAAGAAGCGAUUGUGAAGGGACUUGGGUUCCAUUCCGAUGAGGUCAAGAUUUCUGGGUUUGAUGUCAGGGAUGCUCUGGUGGGGCAUGCUGUUUCGUAUGAAUUUGACCUUGAAAUCGAUGAUAUGGUGCUUCCCGUCAAGCUUCUUGAGGAUGUGAACCGAUGGGAGUAUGUGGACCUGCCGAUUUUCCGGGCGGCGGAACCAUCUGGACUCGGAAAGAAGAAUGGCUUAGCGGAGAUGAGGAAAUCAGGUGAUGUUUUGCCGGUUUUGGCUCCGUUUCAGCUGGCUGGCCCUAUGGAACUAUGGAUCCAGGAUGCCAAUGAUAUGCGCAUUUCGCUGCCCUAUGAUGUGGAUGCUGGUGUUUUGAAGAAAGUGAUUUUAGCAGAUGGGGCUGUGGUCACAGUCAAAGGUGCCAGAUCAGCCAGUUUGCGCCAUCCUAUCGAUCUUCCGCUUCCCCUGAAUCAGACGAGCAAUGAAUUUGCCUCGGGGCUUAUGUCUUUAGCUGAACAGCUUCGCCAUUCUUCCCGUGUUAAGAGCUCUCCUCUCCUCUCCCUCCGCAUCGUUGGCCCUACUUCACUUGCUUCCCCUUCUCCAUCAUCAUCUUCUUCUUCUUCAGACAGCAAACUCAAGCUGAAGAGGAUUGCUCCUGGACUUGUGGAACUAUCCUCCAUGUCGAAAGACCAAAGCAAGCUAUCACCAGUCGAAGUUAAUGAUGGAGCUACUGCCCUUUUGACCCCGAAGCAUUUCACAACCACCAUGUGGCCCAUCGCUUCCAUCAAUGGCUCAAACCCCAACUUGCGCGGCUUUGAGAAGCUGCUGACCUCUGUCUUGGGCCCCAAGGCACAGAAAGAGGGCACCUUCAAGUUGCUGAAGGCGGAUGUCUCGGCACAAACGUUUCUGAAGAUUGGUUUUGGCGUGGAAAAGAAUCUGAAGGAAGGAGAUCUGGAGGGGAUCCCAGAGUGGAGAACAAAGCCCGAGAAAAUGAGGAUGCAUUUCGAGGUUCUUGCAAAGGUGGAAGGAGAGAAGGUUACUCCUGAGAGCGUGACUCAGGUUGAACCGGUCGCCUUGGAGGAUACGGUCGCUCGAAACGUGGUGAUGGGGAAUGCCACCAUGUCUAAACUUCCCAUCAUUCAACCUCCUCCAAGCCCCUUCACGUUGUGAAGCCGAUAGAUACAGCUCAUGAUCCUUAAUAUGCAUUUUUUUUUCUUUUGGUGGAAUGGUACAUAGUGUGUGUUGCCUAUCUGGACUGGGUUUAUCAGAUGGGUAUUUGGGGACGAAUACACAAGCAUAGUGUCAACACUGUACUGCACGUUUUACCCGUUUUCUGAUAAAGUCUGAUCCUUUCCUGAAAA
Tarenaya hassleriana is the source of this 1649-nucleotide messenger RNA. RefSeq lists its product as uncharacterized. Bases 169 to 1458 code for a protein of 429 amino acids. Lineage: Eukaryota; Viridiplantae; Streptophyta; Magnoliopsida; Brassicales; Cleomaceae. The record is from RefSeq and is a predicted model, not a curated record. The transcript is spliced from 3 exons.